Molecule: messenger RNA, 203 nt
Organism: Entrophospora sp. SA101
Lineage: Eukaryota; Fungi; Glomeromycota; Glomeromycetes; Entrophosporales; Entrophosporaceae
Source: the annotation of a GenBank genome assembly
GUCGUGGUGGAGCUUCUGGUAACAAAUUCCGUAUGACCUUAGGUUUACCUGUUGGUGCAGUGAUGAACUGUGCUGAUAAUUCUGGAGCCAAAAAUUUAUACGUUAUCUCAGUUAAGGGUAUUCAUGCUAGAUUGAAUAGAUUACCUGCAGCUGGAGUUGGUGAUAUGGUUAUGGCAACUGUUAAAAAGGAAAACCUGAUUUAA